AUGGAAGAAACACAAAAUCAGGCGGAGAUCCACAGCUUGUCUCCGCUCACCGAUGAAAAACGCUCCAACCAUCAAGACAAAUUUUCCACUUGGUGGUUAGUUGGUCUUACCGGUGCAGUCGUCGGAGUUUAUCUGCUCGUCUACUGGAAUUGGGUGUCAAUGCCACUAGCACUUCGACGAGCGGAUGAACCCACGCAUCCGGACCGUUUCAUAGCAGAAGUGGCCAAGCAAUACCUGUUUGAGAUGAGCAAUGUUGGACCACGGGUGGCUGGCAGCUACACCAACGAAAUUAUCACCGUCCAGUUCUUGCUACGCGUUAUCAAUGAAAUCGCAGCCGAAGCAAACCCGGCUCAUAAAGUUGAGGUGGAGGUUCAGCAGGCCUAUGGUGAUAUGUUUCUAGACUACGAGAAGUACCCACAAACGAGUGUAUAUCAAGGCAUCCAGAAUGUGGUCACUCGUAUAAUACCAUCACAGAGCAAGGAUCCCGAAAACUACCUCAUGCUUAGCUCGCACUUUGACAGCGUCCCGCAGAGCCCUGGAGGCGGGGACGAUGGUACGAUGAGUGUCAUCAUGCUGGAGGUGUUGAGAAAACUGUCGCAAAGUCCACACCCGUACGAUCAUGGUUUAGUGUUUGUGUUUAAUGGAUGUGAGGAGAACACCCUGCAAGGAUCGCAUGCAUUUGUGGCACAUCAUCGCUGGUUUGGGAAGGUGCGUACGUUCAUCAACAUGGAUGUUGCGGCAAACGGAGGGCGUGACAUCAUGUUUCAAGCUGGACCGAAAUAUUCAUUCCUCAUGAAAUAUUAUCGCGAUUUCGUUCCACACCCUUAUUGUACGGCUGUGGCGGAGGAACUGUUCCAGGCCGAUCUGGUUCCGUCGGAAACGGAUUACUACGUGUAUUCGAAGUACGGGAAAAUCCCCGGCAUGGAUUUCGCACACAGCACGUGGGGUUAUCUUUAUCAUACAGCGUACGAUGUGUACACAACCAUACCCAAUACAACGUUACAACAUACCGGUGACAAUGUGCUGGCCCUCGCCAGAGCGUUAGCCAAUGCAGAGGAACUGUACGACAUCCGUGAGCAUGAGGGCUCCAAGGCGGUGUUCUUCGAUUUUCUCAACUGGUUCCUCGUGUACUAUCCAUUGUGGGCCUCGAUCUUACUUAAUAUUGGCCUAUCCGCUAUUGCUUUAUCGGCCAUCAGCCUAUCCUUAUGGUUGAUGUCGCGUAGCACGGAAUUAACAAUUUGGCAGUUGCUACUACAAGGUCUUCGGAGCUUGGGUGUCGUCCUGUUAUCAAUCAUUGUCGGCGUAGGCUUGUCUUUGCUGCUUGCCGUCAUUUUAAAUGCCGUCGAUUCGACAAUGAGUUGGUUCACCCAGACGUGGUUGAUCUUUGGGCUGUACAUUUGUCCAUUCCUAAUUGCAACAUGCACCGGUCCAGUGUUGUAUGUUCAUUUUGUCAAAAAUGAUCAUCUAUCGCUGCUUGCACGUGUCCAAUUGCUACUCAAUGCUACUUGCGUCCUGUACGUGGUGAUACUGAUCGUACUGACUGCUAUGAGUAUCCGCUCGGGCUACCUAUUCACAAUGGCCAUCUUGUUCUAUACCGUUACAACGUUGGUGAAUGCAUCCUUACAGGUGUUCGUCAAACAUGCAUCCAAGUACUGGAUAUAUGUGCAUCUGAUAGGACAAAUUGCACCGAUUGCAUACUUUAGCUCCGUGUCGCUGACGGCGUUCGCCACCUUCAUCCCGAUGCAGGGACGCGGAAAUGCGGAUGCCAAUCCGGAACUACUGAUCGCCCUGUUUGCGGUGCUAGUGGGCUUGCUGGUGACGGGUUUCUUGACCCCGCUGGUUGUGUUAGCACGCAAAGGAUACCUCUUCAUUGCGCUGAUUGGCGUUUUCUUCGUUGUUUCAAUCAUCGUUAUGGUGACCUCUGCCGGAUUUCCAUUUCGAGCCCACACUUCGCCCGAGCGCUUUUAUAUCUACCAUUGUACACGCGAAUUCUAUCACCAGAACGGCACACUUAGACGGCUCGAGGGUGGAUUCUACGUUCACCCGCAGGACCGUUACACAGGGGACCUCAUACGAGAGGUGGCGCUGGAAUUUGAAGCCAACGCUGUACCGUUGGGUGAUCAGUGCGAAAAGGAGCUAUACUGUGGAAUACCAUUCUAUCAAAACACGCAGCACAACCAGCGCGAAAAUGGACUGUGGAUACAAGGCUCCGCAUUUACCCUCCCGGAAACAAUCGACCUGAAGCACGUUGGCAACCAGUACGAUGCCAACCUUAAUACGACUACGUUCUUAUUCACCGUGAAAGGGACGGAUCAUAUGAGCUUUUACGUUUCACCGGUAAGAGGAGUAAAGCUGGUGAACUGGAGCUUCAGUCAGGACAUUCCUCGCAGCGGAUUGUCGUGGAAUGGACAGGAUGUGCAUUACAUUAAUUUCGUUCACGGAAUCGACGAUCGGCCUUACGAGUUUCAUAUUACGGUGCAAGGCUCGGCAAGCAAAGCUUCGGAGGCGGGUUGGAACUUUUACUUGAACGUAGUGGCACAGUACAUGCACCAUGAGCAGUAUCGUACGUCCGAAUUCGGACAAUUUAUCAACCUAUUUCCUCUUUAUGCGCAUGUCGUUGCUUAUCCGGCUCAUCUUAUUAGCAAAAUUUUCUGA
This is a messenger RNA of Anopheles marshallii, 2655 nucleotides long. Its product is annotated as endoplasmic reticulum metallopeptidase 1-like. The coding region runs from base 1 to 2655 and encodes 884 amino acids. The record is from RefSeq and is a predicted model, not a curated record. The transcript has 5 exons. Lineage: Eukaryota; Metazoa; Arthropoda; Insecta; Diptera; Culicidae. Gene Ontology annotation, molecular function: metalloexopeptidase activity. Gene Ontology annotation, biological process: proteolysis.